CCGUGUUUUUCAUGUCGCGUUCUUGGUAGUACCAUGUUUUUUGGUAUAAGCGUGUUUUCGUUCUUAAAUGCACGACGCUUUAAACAACGCACAGCGGAUAAACGUUUUAAUCUUGUAGUUGGAUGUGCCUUCGGCAUUUUAUGCUUUCUACGCGCGUUUAAGAAGUAACAUAAUAUUAAAUUGCAACUCUAUUCUGUUGCAUUUCACCAUAUGAUGAAGUGUUUAAAAUUCCAUUGUUUCACGUCAAUUUCCCAUACGAAAAACAUUUUUAAUUUGCGAAAAAUGCUGAAAUGUCUUGUUUAUUAAGGAAAUUUUCAAUAAACAUUCACAUCAAGCUACGGUCCAUUAGACUGAAAUAUUGCAAGAGCUGUUAACAUAAUGCCUUAAUGUUCGGUUUUACAUAUGAAAUGUUUUCAGUACAUUAAAAUUAUAAAAGAAAAUUCGUUCUGGUUGUUUCGAGUAGGGUAGUUAAUAUGAAAACUUAAAUUAAUUUUUUUUAAAAAAAGGUUCGGGAGCUAUUAAUAACAUUCAAUACAAUUAGUCUAAUUGGGUGGUUAAUAUUUUUUAAAUUAAAAAAAAAACCUUGUAUAAAAUGUAGAUUUUUUUUAAUAUCAAGUCGAUUUCGUAAGGAGUAAGUACAGAAUGUAUAUUCGAAUUUAUAAAUACAUCUUCUCAAAGAAACAAAGGAGUAUAGGUGUCCUAUUAUUCUUUAUAUAAGCAGCUAAAACUCUUUAGUGUUGAUAGCGCAGCUUUUUGCAAUAGAGUGUGUCAAAUUUUUAAUUUAAAUGUUUCAUUUAAUGGAUAGUAAAAUCAAAGUAAAUAUAAACUGUAAUAGUCAAUUAUUGACUUGACUGUUGUCUGGUUGACGCCCAUCUUGACUCUUUUUGUCUUUAAAAGUGUAAAACAAUACAAAUUUCUCAAAAGGUAGAAGUAUGUAUUAUAUGUUAAGCACACUCGGACAAAGCUAGUGCAGGAUUAGUAACGAGUGUGUUGUAACUCCCUUUUGCAAAUUUAAUUGGAGUUUUCAAAUAAUGGUAACUAUGUAAAUAUGACGACGAUCGGAUCAGUCCGGUUUAAUAGUGAUGAUGAUUCUGAAGAUGAAACCCUACAUGCCUCUGAAAGUUCUUUAAGUGAAACAGAUGACGCCCUUAACACUUCCGUAACGCAUGGAACUGUGGAUCCUGAUCUUAAACGACAAAAAACCAUUGAAACUGUUUUAAACAUGACUGUGGAAUCUUUAAACCGUUUAUCACAUGACUCCACUGUUUCUAAAACAGAUCCUUUAUUAGAAUUUCACCGAUGUAACAAAAUACGUCAGCUUCCUCCAGUUACUCGAGAUAGUGUACUAAAUUAUUUAGAAUGUUGUAGCGGAAGUCUAGUCUCAUCAACGGCCAAGACGAAUAAUAUAUCUCAAUUUAAAGAAACAUUUCGUUCCACUUUAAACUUUUCUCAAGCAUUUAAAAACCGUGAAACAUCUUCAACAUUAGGUGAUAAGGAAUUUGUGAAUAUCCAUCAGAAGGUUUCCUAUAGUUGCCAAAUUUACAAUAAGCCGAAAAAAGUAUUGAAGUCAUCCUUAGAGUAUAAAAAAUAUCUAGCCGAACAAAAAAAAAACAAGCUCGGAAGCAUAGAGGCAUUACAUAAAACUUUGAAUGAAUUGAGAGGCGUCACAAAAAUUUCUACUUUAGAGAAAACUCGCUGGGAUUGGUCAACUUUUAAACAAAAAACUAUAGGAAACGAAAAUUUUGGAAAAUCUAAAAAGUAUUUAGCGACACAAGCUUUUUUGUCUUCGGUUUCCUUUUCUCAGUACCAUCAAGUAUUAAAUGCUCGCAGAAGGAAUCGACUACAAUAGUUUCUCUCGGUAAUAUCAUCUUACUAUUAGCAGUAUGUGAAGGUAUCUUCGGUUCCGUAUGUAUCUGUAUUUUUUGUUUUCCGGGUUAAGUCAAAGAAUACGUUCUAUUUUUUAUAUGCGAGUGCUACACUGUAAAGAAUUCUUUUCCUGUUGACUGCAGGAUACGAUAACUAGCUCGUCUCCGUAUGCCAUUUCUGCCAUCAUGACUCCUUGUCUUGUUUUUUUUAAACUCAUAUGUUUCAUUAUCCUUACUUUAAAAAAAAACUUGUUUUAAUGAUUCUCUUACACCUCAUUUUACUCUUUUCAGUUUUUUAACUAAUGUAUGAAAAGACACGUGUUUCUAUAAACUUUUACGCUAGAUGAAUGUUAUUUAAAGACAAGCAGUAUGUUAUGAAUAUAAUUUAUACAUCUAUCUCUUGAUAUUACAUGUAUGAAUGCUACAAAGCUUUUAUGCGUAAUGAAAAGCUGGCAUAUGCCUCUAACUGUCAAUAGUAAGGUUUGGUAUAGUGUCAUGCUAGUUAUCCAAAUGUAUGAAUUGCUUUAAUCGAGUCACCCUUGAAAAAAUCA
Molecule: messenger RNA, 2416 nt
Organism: Hylaeus volcanicus
Lineage: Eukaryota; Metazoa; Arthropoda; Insecta; Hymenoptera; Colletidae
Exons: 14
Coding region: 1049-1849 (266 amino acids)
Source: RefSeq, a predicted model, not a curated record